This is a messenger RNA of Hydractinia symbiolongicarpus, 806 nucleotides long. RefSeq lists its product as uncharacterized. The record is from RefSeq and is a predicted model, not a curated record. NCBI's taxonomy places the organism in Eukaryota, Metazoa, Cnidaria, Hydrozoa, Anthoathecata, Hydractiniidae. The transcript has 2 exons. Bases 178 to 666 code for a protein of 162 amino acids.
UAAGUAUAUAUUAAAGUUUUAUUUAAAAGUAAUAAUACAUACAGGCUUUCUUCUAAACAUCAAUGAAAUUUUGCUGAAGCCACGUGAAGUACAGAUAAAAUAAGACACCCUAGUUUGUUCUUCAUAGAAAGACCAAUCCAAAAGAAAAACAAUUCUUGGACAUUUCCACCUUGCAACAUGGGAGGAAAAAGUAGCAAAAAAGCUCCAAAGCUAGAGAAUGUUUUACCCAAAGACAAAGAAAACAACGGUUAUGUCAUAUUUAGUGUUCCCACGGAAGGCUAUGGCAUUUCCCAAGGAGUUACAACAUUUGAUUCAGGCAGCAGUCUUGGAUUGUUAUGCCUUACAAACUUGAAACUCAUCCAUCAAUCAAGCGAAUUGAACAGAUUAGAGAUUCCGUUAGAAAACAUACUGAAUGUGAGAACCAGGUUGUGUCAAAUGAAUUACAUGACUUAUCCUGAUAGUGACGUGGUUUCUCUAAAGUGUACGCUGGAUCAGAAUAUUGUCUGCGUUAAUUUUAAACUGAAUAAUCCAGAUAAUGUCUAUAAUGAAAUAGAGCGUGCACGCAAGCAUCAGGCAGCAACUAGCAAGAAAAGUGACAGAAGGAGCUCAUUCAAAGUGCAAUUAAAAUCAGCAUCAGAUUUAACAAUGAAUAACAAUAAAAUGUGAUAUCGACUGCUAACAAGUAUCAAUUGAUGUACAUGCAAAGCAGCUGUCAGCGAAGUCCUGAUAACAUUUUAUCAUCACCACUUAAGCAGCAAUGAAAACAAGACUACUACAAAACGAUAGAAACAACAACAACAAAAACA